Messenger RNA from Lontra canadensis (Northern American river otter), 8376 nucleotides. It is a transcript of the gene ZMAT3, whose product is annotated as zinc finger matrin-type 3. The record is from RefSeq and is a predicted model, not a curated record. The coding region runs from base 304 to 1173 and encodes 289 amino acids. Gene Ontology annotation, molecular function: zinc ion binding; nucleic acid binding. Lineage: Eukaryota; Metazoa; Chordata; Mammalia; Carnivora; Mustelidae. The transcript is spliced from 6 exons.
AGUCUCCUCCUUCGCCGCCUCCCGGUUCCGCAGUCACUUCCUGCAGCUGUUUCCCUGUGGGUCCGGCUGGACUGACUUUUGACAGUCAGCCUUCAGCUGCGGCGGGGGCUCGGCCGGGGCCAGCCGGGAAAGUUGCGCGGAGCGAGACAGAGUUGAGUCAGGCCGAGCCGAGAGCGCGGGGCAGACGGCGGCGGGCGCCCCGGGUGGACGCGGCGCCCAGACUCCUGGCGCGGCCGGAGGGUUCCGAUUUGAAGAUUUGAGUUCUCAUCGCCCAUCGGAUUAUGCCCAAGACUUUCCUACCCAAUGAUCCUCUUGCAACACGCCGGCCUUCCUCUGCCUAAGCGGCCCUCAUCCUCUCCUCCUAUGUCAGUGGCUGCCCGGUCUGCAGGAACUUUGCAGCUUCCGCCACAGAAGCCUUUUGGGCAGGAGGCUUCUUUGCCUCUGGCCGGGGAAGUAGAGUUACCGAAGGGAGGGGAGCAAGACUCUGCCCUGGAGGAGCUGUGUAAGCCCCUGUACUGCAAACUCUGCAAUGUCACCUUGAACUCUGCGCAGCAAGCCCAGGCUCAUUAUCAGGGUAAAAAUCAUGGUAAGAAACUCCGAAAUUACUAUGCAGCCAACAGCUGUCCUCCUCCUGCCAGAAUGAGCAAUGUGGUGGAACCUGUGGCUACUCCAGCUGUUCCCGUCCCUCCGCAGAUGGGCUCCUUUAAGCCUGGAGGCAGAGUGAUCCUGGCCACGGAGAAUGAUUACUGUAAGCUUUGUGAUGCCUCCUUUAGUUCUCCGGCUGUGGCUCAGGCUCACUAUCAAGGGAAGAAUCACGCCAAGAGGCUGCGGCUGGCGGAAGCUCAGAGUAACUCAUUCUCGGAGUCCUCAGAGGCCGGUCAGCGGCGGACCCGGAAAGAAGGGAAUGAGUAUAAGAUGAUGCCUAAUAGGAGGAAUAUGUAUACAGUACAGAAUAAUUCAGCAGGUCCUUACUUCAAUCCCCGCUCUCGGCAGAGAAUUCCACGUGAUCUGGCCAUGUGUGUUACCCCAAGUGGCCAGUUUUACUGCUCCAUGUGUAAUGUUGGGGCUGGUGAGGAGAUGGAGUUCCGGCAGCAUUUAGAGAGCAAGCAACAUAAAAGCAAGGUGUCUGAACAGCGGUACAGAAAUGAGAUGGAGAAUCUGGGAUAUGUAUAGUGGUUGUUGUAUUCAGAUAGAGCAGCUUUUCCUGCCUGUUGUUUGCCUUCUGUCAACAUGCCCUGCUUUUGUGGUCCUUUUGAUCUGAGUAUAUUCCUCUGCUUAAUGUUAAUACGUGUAACCUGCAGUGGUGUACCAUGAGCUAUCAAGACUGGGGAAGGAAAAGAAUGUGCUUCUUAGGUCAUGAUGCGUUUUCAGGUCAGUUGUGUUGAGCUACUUAGAGCAUGUGACCUACCUACCCCACGAGAAAUAACUUUUUAUCUUGACCAAGUUCUGGUCAACUAGUAGCCUGAUCACUUAGAGCUUUAACUAUUUAAAAAUUUAAAAUUUUCACCUUCUUUUGCAGUUUUAGUUUUACGUACUGUUAAGUAAAGAAUUUUAUUGAGUUCUUACUUCAGAUAAUGGUAAAAACAGGUAAGCAGAGAUUCUGGUUUCCCAAGGUUUCUUUGGAACCACCUCAACACAAUGCCUUGCCAGUAGGAUAUAUGAAUAUAAACCGGAUUAGGGUCUUUCCCAGGACAAUGUUUUCCCCUUGUCUUCCCAUUGUUGAUUGAAUAUAGAUUUUCUUGGAUUUAUACACUUCCAGUGUGCUUGUAGACUUCCCAACUGUGAAAUUUCAUUUCCACUUGUGGAUUUUACACAUUUAAAUGCCAUCUUCUUCCUUCCUUCCCCCUUCCCCCACCCCACCUCAGUUGAAUUAGCUUGUUUAAUGAGCUCAUUUUCAUGCCCCAGCUAUUUUGUGGGCUCUCCAAGCCCCCUGUUCCAAUAUUCAAUGUGUUUAAGAUAGAUAUGCUAUUUUUUUAAAAAAUAUUUUUCAGAUGGUUUUGAGAAAUGUAAAGAUGUGUUUGAUUUUUUGAUUUAGAGUUAUUCACUGGUAAUAAUCUACUUAUAUGACAAUCUCGAUUGUUAAGUUCAGAUCUCUUGAUAUUUGUUUUGGGAGACUUUUUCGAUAAACUGAUCCUUAUGGUUUACUUAUGUUCUUUCCUGUCUUACCCGUUGGUUGGCUACCCUGAAAAAUACUACUACCUUAUUAUUUUAUAGAUAGAGAGGAUUAAAAAAAAAGUUAACCAAAUUUUAGUUUCAUAAUAUCCAGUAGUAAAAUACAUGAACUUCAGUUCUUUGUAAUUCAGCUUCCUUAAAGGUUGUGGAGAUACAUUAUGGAUUACUUUGGUAUCUGAUCAUUUUAACAGUAUUAUUAUUUGGUUUUGGUUUUUAAAAUAAGAAGCUCUAGUGUAUGGCUAGAUAAACUAAUGGAGUACUCUAUGAACUUUAAUUAGUUGUAUUUUAUCUACUUACUGUAUUUACAUGGAUAAGACUGGUGCUCAUCCAUACUUUUUUUUAGAAGGCCACAUUCACCAGGAAGUUUAUAAUGAGCAGUAUCUUUGCACUAUGGUCAAUUCACAUUUGAUUGCUUUAAUUAAUAAUUAAAAAUAAAACUCCUAUUUUUCCUUGAGAAUUCUAUAGGCAAAGAGAUGGGGAGAAGGAAAUUACAAUCAUCAUUCCUUGCCUUUAAUCCUUAUGAACAAUUUUUGAGCAAUGUAGAUCUGUAUUUAAAAUUCAGUUUUGGGAUAACCACUGGUACAAUUAUCAACUUGUUCUUCUGUUGAAGUGGUGGUUUUUUGAAAAAUAGAAUUGUUUAGUACAUUUUUUUCCCUCCCAGAAACAGGAGAAUGAAAUAACAUUAUUGAGAUUCUAUCUAGACCUGUGACUCUGAGCAUAAUAAUCCUUUUAUACAAUUGAUUAGUUUAGACCAAUUUAGAACUUAUUUUAUUGGUCAGUAGGUUACUCAUAUUGCUGCUAAGUAUCAUUUUUGGGUAGAAUUUAAUAUUAUAGUGCUGGCCACUUAGUUCUUUAAUUAUUUAAAAACUUUAUUUUCCUCCCUUUCUCUGUAUGUCUGUGUACAUAUAGACAUACAUACAUAUAUGUAUGUGUAUAUAAGUACAUAUAUACACACAUACAUAUAUAUUUAUGUGAUACCAUAGAGAAGAUUUCAUUGGAUCCUUAUUUCAGGUAAUAGUAGAAGAUCGUGGAUAAGAAUUUACAAUUUGUAAAAGUGGCAUUUAUCCACUUUCAGUUUUUCCUUUGCAAAUAAAAUUGAAGGAUUUUCCCCACUCUCCCCACUUAAUAAUUUCAUUACAUAUAUACAAAAAGCAGUGGACUUAAAGGCCUUGAUGUCUUUCCUGGCCUUGCAUAUUCAGGUUUCCAGUCUCCCAGUGCCCUUAAUGGAUGUUAUGAAUGCAUAAACGCAUUUUCUUUAAAGAAAAAAGUUAGAUUUAUAGUGUUAUUUCUUACUUGCUCUGUUUCUUUGCACUAAAGAAGAGCUAUGUGUUUGUUUUAUAUGACACUUUAGAUACCAUAUUGCCUACAAUAACUCGGUUUGCUCCUUAAUUUCCAAACUGUAGGAAGUUGAUAACUUCCAUGAUCAUUUAUAGAGGUUACCUACACAUCCAAAAAAAGAGAAAAUCACAGAUCUCUAUGACAGUGGAUUGUUUUGGGGUUGUUACCUUGCAACAUUCUCCUGUGCUCCAUAGGUGAAGCAAAGGUGACAGAGGUUGUCAAAAAGGAAAUACCUAAAUAAAUAUAUCUCUGUAUGGUACAAUUUCUCAUCUUGAUGCAUUCCUAUUAGACAGUGUUUUUUCCCUGUCAAAGAAGGCCGUCGUUACUACCACAGUCAGUGAUACGUGAUCUCUGUUGGUUUCCUUUUGUGAAGUCCAGUCCUGCUUUGUAAUCUGCUCUAGAAUCUGCACCCUGUGCUGCCCAAGAGUCAUGUUAGUAUCUUUGUAUAUGCUGUAUACAAGGACGGACAGAGGCCUAAACAGCGGAAGACCUUUAGUUGAGUCAGUAGAUUUCAGUAAUCAUCUGCAAGAAGAACUCAUAGCAUCAAAGUCUCUUUGUGAGUAUCUUUCUGUAAGUUGUCAUUUGAAGUCAAUGUUAGAAGAUAACAAUUAGAAACUCUUCUUAAGAUAUCGAGGGCAAGAAGUUGUAAAGGAAAAAUUCCAUGUUCCAAUUAAAAGAUUGGACUGCCUAUGCCUUUGAAGUGUUUUUUUCAAAAAGUUAAGCUGCAAAACAAAGUGUGCCAUGUAAAUCCUUUUGGCUCUACACUGAACAGAAAAUACUUUGUUGGUCUUGUCUUUGUAUAUCAUGUACUACAACCUGUAAAUAUGUGCAUGUUUUUUAUUACAUUUGUCUGCUUGUCUCUUAUUGCACUGAAUUCUGCAAGAUGAAUAUUUUAUACCAUUCAUUUAGAAAAAGUUCUUUCUCCAACUCUUCUUCAUUAUUUCCCCUCCUAAUGAGUUGGUAAACUUAGAAAACCAUUUAAGAUUUUUUGAAACCCUGAGAUUGAGUGAAGAAUCAUGGCCGCCUGAGACCAUCCUUAUGUUCCUCUGACUUAACACAGCUGAAGGGAAGCAUGAGAUCUUCCUUCCACCUUAUUUUACAGAAUUGAUAUGCUUGUUUAUAGCUGCUUGUCUACACUUUCAAUGAGGGGAAUGGGAAAAUACAUGUUUCGUGUUUAUAAAUAAACACGAAACAUAUAUUUGCUUUAAUCUUCCUCUGUAGAUAGAUUCUAAGGAUUAGCAGUGGGAUUUAUGAUUCCUUCACUCCUGAAUUGGGUGGGACCCUGAGCAAUGACAGUUUGAGGACUGUCCAGUGACCUGUGUAAUACAAGUCUUGCUUGUCAGGGGAGACAUGUAAUUUUGGGCAUGGUAUCCUCUACAGAGAGGCCUAGGGAUGGUGUAUUUGGAACUUGUUUUGUUUCCUUAAUAUUGGAAUGUAGACUGAAAGUGCUCUCUAAAGAACUUGGUGAGGCAUAUAUAAGACAAUAGAAUUUCUUUAGGAAUAUAAAUAUUUUGUCAAUAGAGACAAAAGUUUAAUGUAGGCUUUUGAACAAAUGCUUAAAAAAUACUCCACCUUAACAACUAUUUUUUUUUUUUUUUUUAACCAGCCAAAUUACUAUUCAGGAGUUUCAUACAUAAUAGUGUUUUGUUGUUGCUUUUGUUUUUUGGGGGUUUUUCUUUGUAGACCUCUAUCAUCAUAGUUACUAGCAGUCUUUCUGAGUGGACAAAUAGCUGUGUAAAUAGUUUCUCAUAUGACGUUUCUACUGAUAGGUGUUUGACUUUUUCUUCCCAGUGUGAAUGGGAGGGUCAUUUGUAAACUCCCUUUCUGGGUAGCUACCAAAAAGUAAAUACUGGCUUAUGGUCCCAUGUGACCCUGUCUCCAUUAAGCCCAGAAUAUGAGUGCCUUUAGCAAGUUUUAGCAUUUCACAGAGAGAAAAGAUGAUAGAAUUAUUGCCAUUAAUCACAAUUCAUAAAACAGAAGCUUGGAAUAGCGAAGGUCUGUGUGAAUUCUGCAUUCUGCAUUUUAUUUAUUUAUUUAUUUUUGGCUUAAUGAGAUUUCAAUUUGAUACUGAGUAAUACUGUUAACAUUGUUGAUAAGGAACCACACACCCUGAAAAUAAAUCCAGUUGUCCCAAGCUAACAGUAGUCAUAGAUUAUUCUUGACCUUGAUCUAUGUUGCAUUUAUAUUUAAUGAGUAGUAGUGUGGUGGAUUGGAAGGGCUUGAUUUACACUGAUGUUUGGAAAAAUUUUAUUCCAGUGCUCUUUUCAAAACUUGUCUAUUCUGUAGAGAGAAGAGAAUUACUUACUUGCAAAUGAGGUGUGUGAAGAAGAGACUAUCUUGUUCACAAUACUUACCAAUUGUGUUAGUUCAUCUCUAUGUUAAAGAAAGGAUCUUCAGAAAUUGGGUUUGAGGCCUUAAGCAAAAAUUCUCCCUUCAGUUAAUUACAAUUCUAAAUUGCCUGAGUCUUUAAAACACACUGCUAAAUUAACUUUAUUGUAGAAAUAGUAAAAUUUUCCUCAAUAUUUUAUUAUGAAAAAUUUUAAACAUACAUUGAAGUUAAAAAAUUUUUACAGUAUAUCUACCAGUAAAUUAUGCCAUUAACACUUUACUAGGUUUGAAUUACCACCUGUCUGUCUGUCCCUCUAUCCGUCCAUCCGUGGAGUUUUUAAAAAAUAUAUAUUUCAGCAUAAAUUUCAGACCAUAUUCUCCCUUAAACACUUCAGCAUAGGUGUUGUUAACUAGAGUUUAUUAUCUGUUUGAAUAUUGCUAUCUUUUAAAAAGCAGUGUAUGAAGUUGAUAACUGGAACCAAAUAACAUACAUUGUUUUCUCUUGUGGACUUUAGCCUUCUGGUUUCUGUUUUUAUGUGUGCUUAGCGUGGAGGAAAACCACUCCUUUCCAACCUCAAGUUUUCUGGUGUUGGUCAUUUUAAAUGCUUAGUUGUCACACCUUUUAAAGUUCCAUAAGAAUUUUUUCUUUAUCCCUCUUCUAUAGCGUAUUUUUGCUGAACUAUGCAGCCUCUUUAAAAUAACUGUAAAUUACGGAUUGAGGUUUAUUAAAUCACCUUAUACCUCAUUUCAUUCUAUUGCUGCUUUUCUCCAUGAAACCACAUCUCUGUCAUUACUUUCACCUGCUCUACCAGAACAUAGAGAAGUGGAGACAGUCAAACCCAUAGAUGAUUAGCUAUUUUAGACAACUCGAGAAGAACAGAUUUCACAGUUGCGAAAGUCAAAACCAUUAACUUAUCUAAAGCCUUUGAAUUCCCUGAGUGUUGUCAUUGCCCAUGCUUCCUCUAGCCAUAAUUAACAGGAUUGAAAAUGAUUGUACUGUACAAUGAGUUGUUGAAAUUGUGAGCCUUAGUAAUCAUCUUUAGCUUUACUCUAGUACUGUUUAGAAAAAAAAAAUUUUUGACAUAUGCCUUUAUUUUUAUGCCAAUUUUUUGUGGGCAAAAUCUGAAGAAUUUAAGUGACUUGCUCCAGGUAAUGAAGAUUCAAUGGAUAAGUCGGAAUUGAAACUUCACUGUUCCUGAGUCAUAUUCUUGUGCUUGUAUGAUAAGCAUCAUGGCUUCCAAGAUAACUGAACAUUCCUUUGGGGACCUUAAAAUGAAAGUAUGAUUUUUUACUAACUAAACUUUCAUUUUUAGGCAUUUCACAAUUCUUUGAAUUUGAAGAUUUUUUUUCAUGGUCAUGCUCCUCAUUAAGCCAAUGUAAUUGCUAAAAACCUCACUUCACUGUUAAUACCAACGAAUAAUGCAGGUUUUAUCAGAUUUCUUUUUGCAUUUAAAUAACCUUCAUGAUUACUCUUUUUCUAGUUAAGUGCUUAAGUGACCCCCUCACUAGUGAAAAUAAAUGUUCUAUAUCAUUGAUUCAAUGUAUAUUCUCUACAUGAUAUAUUUUUUUAAGGAAAAGUAACCCCAUAUGUCAGGAUGAGUGAUAUUCUAGGGCAAAGCACAUAUAAAGUUUAUUUCUACUCUGCAAAUCUGGCAUUUACAGGAACAAAACUCUUUUAGAGUGGCUGGUCAUUGUUUUGCCUUCUUUUGGUACUUGAGCACCUUGCUGUGGUUUUGUAAAUCAGUGUGUCAUUUUGUAAGAAUUCAUGUUGAUUCUGUGUUAAUUGGUAUUCACCUUGUGGUAUCCUCGGCUGACUGUAAUAAUUUAAUUUGGGUAUGGUGUGUCUGCUUUGAGAUGCCUUACUAGAGCAUGUCAGAUUCUGCUCUGAAGCAUUCCAUGUAUCUGCUAGGGCAAUGAGUUGCCUCUCUUGGAUGUAUGCUCUAGAUCCAGAAGCAAAACUGAUUUUGCUUUCACUGUUAAGGUUGCAUUUUUAGUGUAGUUAAUGUUUUAAAUUAGAGAAUAAAAUCACUUUAAAAAAAAAGGGAGACUCUAGAACCCUUCAUUUAAUGGCAUGGCAAAUUUUUAAAACCGCUUUUGCUAUUUCACUAGAAAAAUAUCUAGUAAAGGAUAUAGCUAAAAACCGCCAGCCAGAACUGUAUGAAAUUGGGGUUGUUUCCUAAAAUCUUUUCUAAAUGUCAUACAGGGGUUUAACAUCUGUGUGUAUUGUUGGGGCUAAGUGUCAGUCACCCACUUCGGAAAUCUGUUUGCAUUCUGGGGCGAUAAAAUGGCAAAAGUGUCAUGGGAUUAAAACCAAUCAACUGUGAAUUGUGAGAUUGAAAUUGCUUUUUUUGGUUUUAUUUUCUUCAGCAUAUUGAAAAUAGAAACCCAAAAGUUAUUUAAAAUUUACACUGCUUAUGUUGAUGGCUCAUUUUGGCUGUGUAUCCUCACUUAUGUACUGAUUUCUGAUAAAAGCUUGACAUUAUUGUAACAGGUAUUUUGUGUUCAAUUUAAUAAAACAGUUUCUGAGUCUUGUCUGCA